Messenger RNA from Podospora pseudopauciseta, 2065 nucleotides. RefSeq lists its product as uncharacterized. The record is from RefSeq and is a predicted model, not a curated record. Gene Ontology annotation, molecular function: G-protein beta/gamma-subunit complex binding; guanyl nucleotide binding; G protein-coupled receptor binding. Bases 218 to 2029 code for a protein of 603 amino acids. The transcript is spliced from 4 exons. Gene Ontology annotation, biological process: adenylate cyclase-modulating G protein-coupled receptor signaling pathway. Gene Ontology annotation, cellular component: heterotrimeric G-protein complex. Lineage: Eukaryota; Fungi; Ascomycota; Sordariomycetes; Sordariales; Podosporaceae.
CUUAGGUACGCAUAAGCGCCUGCUCGGCAAGGCUGCCUGCGCAAUUCGCAAACCCCGUCGCCAGUUUACCUAGACGUCUCGAUGCACCGCCACCUCCGCUCAACACUGAACACAAUGAAAGGAUUUCCCCCGCUGCUGCCCCUGGAGUCUGAGGAACUCUCGAACAUCCCUUGGAAUUGUCAUAUUUUUAAUAUCCAGCAUCUCUUACUCUGAUGAGAUGGCCGACCCUCUUUCAAUCGUCGGUGCUGUGGGCUCGGUGGCAGGCAUCAUCGAUGUCCUGUCACGAUCCAUCAGCGCCAUUGCAACCCUCCGCACCCAGUACAAGGAUGCCGACCUACUAUUCAUGAAUCUCACCAGUCAGCUGAGCGUCCUACGAACAGGGCUGGUCAAAAUAGCAGAAUGGGCCGAAACACAACCAGAGCCUCACUAUCAGCUAAAAAUGGACCUGGAUUCGGUGCUGAUGUGCUGCCAAAUCCUGGCCAGCAAACUCGACAACCACCUCGAGAGUCUACAUCAGGGACGCGUGCGGUUGAGCAGCAUUGGAAAGUUGAAGCUCGCUUUGAACGGAUCCAAUAUCGACGCCAUCCAAAAGAUGCUCGGACAACAGACGGCCACCUUGACACUACUCCUAGCAGCCUGCAACACCAAAUCACUUGCUGAACAAAGAGAGCUCCUCGAGGCGCCAUCCACACGAACCGCCAUCGCCGCGAUGGAGCAGGACUCGGCCUCUCUGAUCGUGCACGAAGACAGAACUUCAAUAUGCACCGUGGAGACUGACACCCUGUCGAGACUCUCUGCCAUCUUCCCAUUCGACAGCCAACUGCUCACCACAAAGGUUUACGGUCGUGCCUGGAGAACAACCUUCUUGAACCGUGGUCCAAAAACAUCCCGACGAACAUUGUCUGAAGCAACGACCCUAUUGCCAGCUGAAACCGAAAGGAGGAUGACGAUAACGAUACACCGAGUCCCCAACAGAAGGAACAGUACUAGCAACAUCCCCAUCGGCCAUCCUUUCAAUUCGAAAGUCAAAAUCCUGCUUUUAGGAGCUGGGGGUUCAGGCAAGAGCACGCUGUUGAAACAAAUGCAGUAUGUCUGGGGCAACCAGAGUCAAAUGCCGAUGUCUCAUGACAAAAUCCGCAUUAGACGUGAAGUUGUCCAGGAACUUUGUCGCUUUUUCUAUUUACUCCUGUUUGGCCAGGAAGACGCUGUGGCUCAAUUGGUGUGUGGAAAAAUGGACAUCCUCAAAGACGCCAUCGCUCUUCAUGAGAUGGACAACUUUGCAGAUGAGGAUGAUAUCAUCUUUUGUGAUCGGGUGGUUCCGCUAAUCCGCGAGGUUUGGGCUGAUGAGACCUGGCGCGCUCGUGCAAUGAAGAACCUCAAGAAGAAAAGGUCAAAGCCGCCAUUUGAUGUUGAAUAUUUCAUGCGCCAUCUUGAUCGAAUUUCUGACAAAAACUACGUGCCAACUGACCAGGACUUGAUGCACAUUUCACCAGUGGUCCAAACACUAGGCAUCUCACGCUCUGUCUUCACAGUUGGCAACAUACCCUACUCUGUAUACGAUGUUGGAGGCUCCCGAUCCGAAAGACGAAAAUGGAUUCACGAAUUCGAAGAUGUUGAUAUUGUCCUCUUUCAGGCUCCUGUAGGGGCAUACGAUGAACGACUACGUGAAGAUAAAUACUCGUUCAACAUGGAAGAGUCAUUAAACCUUUUCGAGUCCCUUGUCAACUCAAGAUGGUUCUCCAACACAACAUUCUUUGUCAACUUCACAAAAAGAGACCUCUUUGAGCAAAAGGUCAACAGUGGUCACGUCCCAAUUUCUGACUUUCAUCCUGAGUAUCAAGGAGACCCAGGUGAUGUGAAAGCAGGGGUUCAAUUUUUCAUUGACGAGUUUCAGACCAGAGUUGAGGAGCAUCCGGGCGGUUCUAUCCAUAUGACUGUUCUUGAUACGACCGACACAGCUCAGGCGACAUUGUUGUUGCAAAGGGUUGUUCAAGUGGCUGAGGCGAAAAGGAAGUCUGCCUUUAUUUGAGUGGGAUUCGAGCAACACCAAGACUUGAAAAAUACC